Messenger RNA from Erigeron canadensis, 2336 nucleotides. RefSeq names its product telomere repeat-binding protein 5. Gene Ontology annotation, molecular function: protein binding. The record is from RefSeq and is a predicted model, not a curated record. The transcript is spliced from 9 exons. NCBI's taxonomy places the organism in Eukaryota, Viridiplantae, Streptophyta, Magnoliopsida, Asterales, Asteraceae. Bases 281 to 1915 code for a protein of 544 amino acids.
UCUAUUCAUAUUAUAAUUAUAUCAUAUUUAUAAAAGAUAAAUGAUAAAUUCUUUUUUUCUUUUGGGAUGAGAAUUAUGUGAUGUGGGUUUUGAAUUAUAGAUAUAAAGAUACAAUCUUGGAUUAGAAAUGAAGCAAAUUUCGGGUCAAGAAUUCGGAUCUUGAAGAAUUACAAAUUCUUUCUUGGGUUUAUUAUUAUUAUUAGCAAUUACAAACAAGACUUUUAAGAAGAUCAAGACAAGAUGGUGUGAAGCGUUGGUUUAAGUUUCUUGAUAUCGAGAUAUGGUAUUGCAAAAGCGGUUAGAAUAUGGAUUUUAUGGUUAUCAGGUGCCUCCAGUACCUCGAGCUCCCAGAUCAGCCAGGAAGAGGGUUUCUUCUGUGAAGAAAAAUGAGGUGCAAAAUCGAAUGUGUGCAUUUGACCUGCUAGCUACCGUUGCUGGCAAGCUAUUAUUGGAGGGUAAUGAUUCUGCUAAUAAGAUAAUUCUGGAAGAAACCAAAGUCGUUACUGAGUCUGCAGUCAAGAUUGAAGAUGACUCAUUAAAAGCACAUGUAUAUGAUCAAGAUAGUUGUAAUAAGAGCUUUUUUGUGUCUGAGAUCAUAAAAGGUCCGAUUACUGACACUUAUUCUGGACCUGCUUCUGGUAUAACGGUUUCUGAUUGUAAAGUACAGGAUAUAAAUAAUAAACUAAUAACAAACGGGACACCCAACAAUGGGAAACCGCCACUUGUGGAUAAAGUAGAUUGUAAUUUGAAUUUAGUUAUUAGAGAUGAUGAUGAAAACUCUUGUGGGUACACUCACAAGACCUUUAGGCCACCGCCUCGUAUUGGUGACCGAAGAAUUAGGAGGUUAUCGGCAUCCAAACACUGGAAAGCCAUCCCAAAUACCGAUGUGUAUCGUAACAAGAAAAGUUUCUAUAAUUAUCAAAGAUCAUUAAGGGAUUAUCCAUUCAAAAAGCGAAGAAUGUACCGGUUAGAUGAUCACAAUCUUUUCAAUUCCAAUGGUAAUUCUGGUUCUGUUGAAGAUGGUUCCAUUUUGGAUACAGCAAAUCAUGAUUCACAUGUGAAGCUGAAGAUCAAGUCUUUCAGGGUACCCGAGUUUUUCAUUGAAAUACCGGAAACGGCAACUGUUAGUUCUUUAAAGAGGACGGUUAUGGAGGCCGUGACUGCUAUAUUUAGUGGCGAGGUGCAUGUGGGCGUAAUGCUCCAGGGAAAGAGAAUUAGAGAUGAUAACAAAACUCUGCUACAAACGGGUAUAUGCCAUGAUAACCAACUGGAUGCCCUGGGUUUCACCUUGGAGCCUAAUGAAGAACAACUUCCACCUUUUAUAUGCCCUCAAGAUAGGUCCGUGGUAUCACCACCUGCUACACCUAAACCGUUAGCAAGGUAUCCUCCACCUCAGACUAUAGCAAAUCAAUUGGCAAUCCAACAAAAGGUUCCAGAUUCCUUGCCUGAUUUUCCGAUUACAACUUCUAGGAACAUAAUGGAAAGUGAUCAUGACAUGUCAGUAGAUUCAAGGGCAUUAGUUACGGUUCCAGCCAUGAACACUAAUGCCCUGACGGUGCUCCCAAUGAAGAAAUCAAAGCGAGUUGUGAUGGGACAACGCAGGAUUCGCCGCCCGUUUUCUGUCUCUGAAGUGGAAGCUCUAGUUGAAGCAGUGGAGAGACUUGGAACUGGAAGAUGGCGUGAUGUUAAGUUACGUGCUUUUGAUGAUGCAAAACACCGAACCUAUGUGGAUUUGAAGGACAAGUGGAAAACACUUGUGCACACGGCACGAAUAUCACCACAACAAAGAAGAGGUGAGCCGGUCCCUCAGGAACUCCUAGACAGGGUCUUAACCGCCCAUGGUUAUUGGUCACAUUACCAAGCCAAGAACCAGUUCAAGCAUCAACUGCAAACAGAAAUUUGUCGACUUUUCUAAAACAAACAGCAUAUGUACAGAGUUCAUAAAAGUAAGUACUUCCCAUUGUAACUAGCAAAACACCACAAUGUCAUGGGGUCAUUACUGAACAUUUUAGAUGCACAUAUGUAGCAGAUUGCUCUUUUCUUGAUUUAACAACCAAAAGGACAUGGGAUUUGAGCCGCAGAAACACUGGCUUGCGACAGAGUCUCAGCCUUUUCUUGAUUUAGUAGGAAGUGUCCGUAGUUGGGUUCUAAUUCUGUUUUUUGUUAUUACCAUGUAUAAAGUGACAAAGGAUGGACAAAGAACCUGGUGUAGAAUGUUGUGUAGAUUUACUUCUUUUUUAAUGGCUCAUGAUGGUACCUUGCCAGCAUAGAGACAUGGGUGCGACACUUGUAAAAAUGGGUUGUCGACGGAAUAAAGAUGAUUUAAGAUUUCAGAA